AUUGUCAAUGUCAAAAUCGUAUGUUGUAACAGCAAGUUUGCAAUUUUUGUUAUUAUUUUUUUAUUUCUAAAAAUAAUAAAUAAAUUUGACUUUGAAUAAUUUAGUUAGAAAUGCGUUUACUUACAUUUAGUUUUCUUAAAAAUUGUAAAUGGAAAUCUAUAUGGUUACAGAGUCCUAGGAAGAUUAGCAAUGACACAGUUCAAUCUAAAAUUUUAGAAAAUAUUACAGGGGAUCCUGAUCUAAUAUACAUACACCCAUCAUGGAAGGCGGACGAAGAGCCGGAACUUCGUGCUGCAAUCAUGAAUGACAUGCAAGUACUGCCGGAUUUUGUCACUGAGGCAGAAGAGGCGUCAUUAUUGGCUGAACUGGAGCCUUAUCUCAAGAGAAUGAGAUAUGAAUUUGAUCAUUGGGAUGAUGCGAUCCAAGGGUUUCGCGAGACGGAGCGUAGCAGGUGGAGCGCGGUGAACGGCGGCGUGCUGUCGCGUGUGCGGGCGACCGCGUUCGCGGCGAGCGAGCCGCUGCCGCACGUGCACGUGCUCGACCUGGCCGCCGCCGGACACAUCAAGCCGCAUAUCGACGCUGUUCGGUUCUGCGGCGAGGUGAUCGCCGGCGUGAGCCUGCUGUCGGCGGCGGUGAUGCGCCUGCAGCAUGCGCAGCGCCACCACUUGCAGUUCGACGCGCUUCUGCCGCAGCGGUCGCUUUACAUUAUGAGGGGCGCGGCGCGGUACCAGUUCACGCACGCCGUGUGCGGCGGCGACGGUGAACAGAGCACGUGGCGCGGGGAGGUGAUAAGACGCCGCCGCCGCGUCGCGCUCAUCACCCGCAGCCAGCCGCGAGCGCAGGACGCCUGCUGACACCAACAGCGGCACGAGUGAGCGGAUGCGCAGUUUGCAUUGUUUCACCUCAUAGUAUUAGUCAAUUGGUGCUUCUCGUAUUGUCCUAUUUUAAAUUAUGUUUUGUAUAAGUAAUGUAAAUAUGUAGUAAUGGAAAAAUGUGAUAAAAUAAAAAAAGUGUGAAUUAUAAAUGUAUGACAUAGUAAAUAAAUAAACCAAAAAGAGUUAACCAAAUGUAUGUUUGUUCUAUGGACUUGAAUUCAUAUAAGUUUUCUCAGUUUGGAUUAGAUCUACUAGAUGCUAU
This is a messenger RNA of Galleria mellonella (greater wax moth), 1137 nucleotides long. RefSeq names its product alpha-ketoglutarate-dependent dioxygenase alkB homolog 7, mitochondrial. The record is from RefSeq and is a predicted model, not a curated record. Gene Ontology annotation, biological process: DNA damage response; fatty acid metabolic process. Gene Ontology annotation, cellular component: mitochondrial matrix. The coding region runs from base 111 to 854 and encodes 247 amino acids. The transcript has 6 exons. Lineage: Eukaryota; Metazoa; Arthropoda; Insecta; Lepidoptera; Pyralidae.